CUUAUAUGCCAUUUCCUUUAGAUCUCUGGGAUUUGGAUGGAGGAUAAGUCUAGUGUCUGUUUUUUAAGAAGCUGAAUGCAUAACACAGACCUGUUAGUGGGCAGUGAGUUUUACUUCAGGAGCAAUGCAGGGGAAAGUUUUUGUUUCUGCAUUUUGUCUGCUGCUAGUUGUGUGCUGUAUGGUCUUAAGACAGUGGAUUACAGGUGAGAAAAGGACAUUAGAUGAUCUGAAGCAGUGGUCAGAUCCCAAGAGAAAUUGCUUCUAGUGAUGUCUCAGAUAGAAAAGAUCCCUGAGUAAGGUUUCAAUAAUUAAAAAAAAUAAAUUCAAAAUUCAGAACUUUCAGUGAAGUCUUCCAAACUGCCAUUUUUAAAGCACUUGUGUUGACUCUUAAAAGCUGUUUUACUUACGUUGGUAAGGCACUGAGGGGCACAUCUGGAAAGGAAUUAAUUUGAAUCACUUUCCUAAAUCUUACAGGAGUUGGAUGGUUAGAUAUCUCAACAGACUUUGUCUUGAAGCACUAUCGUAAGAAUGAUAGACAAGAAGGCAACAGAAAAAAUGUUUAGUGCGUUGUUUAGAUAAUGUAUGAUUAACGGAUGCUGUGUAUUAAGCUAAAGGACACAUUUGAUUAAUGAUCUGUUUGCUUAGUAUGCAAUUUCAGAAUAAGAGACUUCAUCAUAAAAUAGAAACAGGGAGCACAAGAGAUUGACUUGAAGUGGAAUAGGUUGUCCUAGCACGUAUCCACUUUGCUUUCUAACUGUAGUCUUUGAAUGAAAUUUUAAAUGCAGUUUCUCUGUGGAUAAUAUGUCUGACACUGUAGAUAUUCAGAAACCCCAGUGACAAAAAAUAUAGUGUCACGUAAACCUUUUUGUUGGCCAUGAUGGAUUUUCUUUGUUGCGCAGCUUUUUCAUUGUUACACUUUCAUGAGCACUUCUUCUGUCUGGUAGAAAUAAAUCUGGGAAUGGCUCUCAUACUGUGUGUGUAGAUAUUGCUGUCUAUGAAAAUGGUUAAAUUAGCUUUUUACUGCCCUCUUGUUGUAGUCAGUCACUGGUUUUAAGAACUGUUACAUUGCUUUUGGUGCCUUCAUUAAAUGCAUUUUUUUCCCCUGUGUUUCAGCUGUCAAUUAGAUGUUGAUAUGUAAAGCAAAAUGGCAAAAAUCAACACCCAGCACUCCUACCCUGGCAUGCAUGGACUGUCUGUCAGAACUACUGAUGAAGAUAUUGAAAGGAUUGAAAAUGGCUUUAUCAGAACCCAUUCACUGUGUGAGGAUACAUCUUCAGAACUGCAGAGAGUCAUUUCUAUGGAGGGAAGACAUCCAUCUGGAUCACAAACGAGCCCAUUCACAGGCAGGGGAGCAAUGGCAAGGCUGUCACGAUUUGUCGUAUCUCUGAGGUCGUGGGCCACAAGACAUCUACACCAUGAAGACCAAAGGCCUGAUUCUUUCCUAGAGCGUAUCCGAGGGCCAGAGUUUGUAGAGGUGUCCAGCAGGCAAAGUAACAUCCGCUCCUUCCUGGGCAUCCGUGAACAGCCUGGGGAAGUAAACAGUCCGUGGCCCUUGGCCAGGUUUAAUGUCAACUUUAGCAACAACACCAAUGAAGACAAAAAGGAAGAAAAGAAAGAGGUUAAAGAGGAAAAGAAGGAGGAAAAGAAGGAGGAAAAGAAAGAGGAAAAGAAAGAUGAUAAAAAAGAUGACAAAAAAGAUGACAAAAAAAAGGAAGAGCAGAAGAAAGAGGUCUUUGUGAUUGAUCCUUCAAGCAAUAUGUACUACAACUGGCUGACCAUAAUUGCAGCACCUGUGUUCUAUAACUGGUGUAUGCUUAUAUGCAGAGCCUGCUUUGAUGAGCUACAGAUUGACCAUAUUAAAUUAUGGCUGUUCCUGGACUAUUGCUCUGAUAUCAUCUAUGUUUUUGACAUGUUUGUCAGAUUCAGGACAGGCUUCCUUGAGCAAGGCUUGCUGGUAAAGGACGAAAAGAAGUUACGAGAUCAUUAUACCCAAACUGUGCAGUUCAAGCUGGAUGUGCUGUCUCUUCUGCCAACAGACCUGGCGUAUCUGAAGCUGGGUUUGAACUACCCCGAGCUGCGAUUUAACCGCUUGCUGAGGAUUGCUCGCCUGUUUGAAUUUUUUGACCGCACAGAAACCAGGACAAAUUAUCCAAACAUGUUUCGUAUUGGAAAUCUUGUCUUGUACAUUCUUAUCAUCAUCCACUGGAAUGCGUGUAUAUACUUUGCAAUUUCAAAGGUAAUUGGCUUUGGAACCGACUCUUGGGUCUACCCCAAUGUAUCCAUCCCAGAGUAUGGGCGCCUGUCGAGGAAGUACAUUUACAGCCUGUAUUGGUCAACGCUGACGCUAACAACCAUUGGGGAAACUCCUCCGCCUGUGAAGGACGAGGAGUAUCUCUUUGUGGUCAUUGACUUCCUGGUGGGCGUGUUGAUCUUCGCUACCAUCGUCGGUAACGUGGGCUCCAUGAUUUCCAACAUGAAUGCCUCCAGGGCGGAGUUCCAGGCCAAAGUCGAUUCCAUUAAACAGUACAUGCAUUUCCGAAAAGUAACGAAGGAUUUGGAAGCCAGGGUUAUUAAGUGGUUUGAUUACCUCUGGACCAAUAAGAAAACAGUGGAUGAAAAGGAAGUUCUCAAAAAUCUGCCCGACAAGCUGAAAGCUGAAAUUGCCAUCAAUGUCCAUUUGGACACACUGAAGAAAGUGCGUAUAUUCCAGGAUUGUGAAGCAGGACUGCUCAUCGAGCUGGUGCUGAAACUGAAACCUACUGUCUUCAGUCCUGGGGACUACAUAUGCAAGAAGGGAGAUAUUGGGAGGGAAAUGUACAUUAUAAAGGAGGGAAAAUUGGCAGUGGUGGCAGAUGAUGGUAUAACCCAAUUUGUAGUCCUGAGUGAUGGCAGCUACUUUGGUGAAAUCAGCAUCCUCAACAUCAAAGGCAGCAAAUCUGGCAACAGGAGGACAGCGAACAUAAGGAGUAUUGGUUAUUCGGAUUUGUUCUGCUUGUCUAAAGAUGAUUUAAUGGAAGCCCUCACAGAAUACCCAGAAGCCAAAAAGGCUCUGGAAGAGAAGGGCCGACAAAUUCUGAUGAAAGACAAUUUAAUAGAUGAGGAAGCAGCAAAAGCAGGAGCUGACCCAAAAGACUUGGAAGAAAAAAUAGACAGGCUUGAAACAGCCCUGGAUACGCUGCAGACGAGGUUUGCGAGGCUCCUGGCAGAGUACAGCUCUUCUCAACAAAAAGUUAAGCAGAGACUUGCCAGAGUAGAAACCAGAGUGAAAAAAUACGGUAGUGGCACCUUAUCCAUCGGAGAAGCAGAGCCUGAAAAACCUGAGGAGCAGAAAAAGGACUGAUAGAGUAUUUAUAUUUCA
Phasianus colchicus (ring-necked pheasant) is the source of this 3358-nucleotide messenger RNA. The record is from RefSeq and is a predicted model, not a curated record. Lineage: Eukaryota; Metazoa; Chordata; Aves; Galliformes; Phasianidae.